AUGCAUUUUCCAUCCAAAGUACUGUUGUUUUUGGUUAUUGCAUUGAUAAGUAUUGUAAAUAGCCUGAAAUGUUAUUCAUGCUCAUAUUCACUGAUUGAAAUUACACCUGAAACUGACGAUUAUUUUUGCGCUAAUGAAUCCUUAAUUAAUAUUAAUCGUGAUAUGACUGCACGUACUUGUGCAGCCUGGGAAAAGUUUUGUACAACAACGGUAGAAACAUCGUUAAAAGCCUUCAGUGCAGUACAACGAUCAUGCGGUGAUACCUGUAGAGAUCAUUGUGAAUCCGAUGGUUACGGUACAGAUAUUGUAAGAUGUGAUGAUUGUUGCAAUGAAGAUCUUUGCAAUGGUAAUUAUUCCGUUCAUUACUAUAUGAAAUUGAUGAAGGAACAGUAUACAUCUUGGUUUGAACCAUUACCUGGUGAAAAAAGAUAUAAUCGCUUAAAUAAUAUUACGUUUCCUUAUUAA
This is a messenger RNA of Thelazia callipaeda (thelaziosis nematode), 465 nucleotides long. The record is from the annotation of a GenBank genome assembly. Lineage: Eukaryota; Metazoa; Nematoda; Chromadorea; Rhabditida; Thelaziidae.